AUGUCGUCCCUCGACGCAAAAGUACAGCAAUGGCUGGCAUGGGACCGCGAUCCAACUACACGUCAGGUCAUCGAGUCCCUGGCAGCCAAGAAGGAAACGGCAGAGCUGCGACGUCGCCUCGAGAGGCGCAUGAAGUUUGACACCGCCGGUCUACGAUCCACUAUGGGGGCCGGAAACGCUUACAUGAAUAGUCUCACUGUGCUGCAGACGGCUCAAGGGCUGGCGGCAUACAUGAAGCAGCAGUUUUCCCCCACGGAGCUCUUGCGCGGAAUUGUUAUCGGCUACGAUGGGCGACAUCACAGCCGCAAGUUUGGCGAGAUCACAGCCACUGUCAUGCAUCAGCAGGGCAUCAAGACGUACUUGUACGCCCACUGUGUCCCCACACCGUUCGUACCGUACGGGAUACGGUUCCUCAAAGCGUUAGCUGGGGUGAUGGUGACUGCUAGCCACAACCCCAAGGAGUACAACGGCUUAAAGGUUUACUGGACCAAUGGUGCGCAGAUUGUCGCCCCGCUUGACGCGUCGAUUGCAGCCUUCAUCAAGGCGAGCCGUACCCCACUCGAAUCGUCGUGGGCCCCGUUCACCGCGACCGAUCACGUAGACCCGUACGACGCCGUUUUCGAAGACUACUUCGCCACACUGCGCUCUUCCUACGUCCCGGCUAGCGACGCGUCCGCUGUGCGCUUCACCUUCACCGCGAUGCACGGCGUAGGCACUCGUUUCACCACAUAUGGGCUUCAGCACGUGCUGGGACUUCCUGCGUCGCACCUCAGCGUUGUGGCGGAGCAAGCCGAACCGAACCCGGACUUCCCCACUGUGCGGUUCCCCAAUCCGGAGGAAGGAAGGUCGGCGUUUGCCUUGUCCUUUGCGACAGCAGAGAGGCAUGGCGCCUCCGUCGUUUUGGCAAAUGACCCGGAUGCGGAUCGCCUGGGUGUGGCAGAGCGCCUCUCCGAUGGGGAGGGGUGGCACGUGUUGACGGGUAACGAAAUCGGUGCGCUGCUGGGGUGGUGGGCGAUGGAGCGAGCGCGUUGGAAGGGCAUCGCGCUCGACCACUGCCUCCUGAUGUCGACGGUCGUCAGCUCAUGUAUCCUCAAGACGAUGACGCUCAAGGAAGGGGCGCAGUACUCGGAGACACUGACAGGCUUCAAGUUUAUCGGCAACAAGGCGAUGGAGCGCAGGGCGAGGGAGGGGUUACAGACUCUCUUUGCGUACGAGGAGGCGAUAGGGUUCAUGUGGGGCGAUCGAGUGAUGGACAAAGAUGGCGUGACAGCUGCAGUGGUUGUCGCCGACCUCGCCUGCUACCUCCGAAAGGAGAGGCACUGCUCGCUGCUGGAGCACCUGCAGAGCUUGUACCGGCAGUACGGCUACCACUUCACGUACAACUCGUACGUGACAACCGAUGACCCUGCAAAGAUAGCGUUGCUAUUGCAGAGCAUUCGCACUGCGGUGUCGGGGAAGUACCCUACUCACGUGGCAGGGCGGCCAGUGACGCGUGUGGUAGACUUCGCAGCACAGGUAGACACAGCCGCGCCUUUGGGGCGGCCGUCUCUCGGCAAGACGUCCAUGAUCACCUUGCACGUGGACGGCGGCAUGCAGAUCACCAUCCGAGGCAGCGGCACGGAGCCGAAGAUCAAGUGGUACGCCGAGUUGGUGACCAAGGAUGCGGCGGGGCAGCAGAUGCUAAACGCGUUCGUAGUAAAGGCGAUACACCAGCUUAUGCAGCCGCACAAGUUCGACCUUGUCAUGCGCAGCGAAGACGCCGAGCUGUUUAGUAAGCUUUAG
Messenger RNA from Leishmania braziliensis MHOM/BR/75/M2904, 1782 nucleotides. Its product is annotated as phosphomannomutase-like protein. The transcript has a single exon. Bases 1 to 1782 code for a protein of 593 amino acids. Gene Ontology annotation, molecular function: phosphopentomutase activity; magnesium ion binding. The record is from RefSeq and is a predicted model, not a curated record. NCBI's taxonomy places the organism in Eukaryota, Euglenozoa, Kinetoplastea, Trypanosomatida, Trypanosomatidae. Gene Ontology annotation, biological process: carbohydrate metabolic process; purine ribonucleoside salvage.